AUGGGGUGGAUACACAACACUCCAGAUAAUACUGCUACUAACGGACCUACUACCGCGGCCGUCGCAAGCGUUCUAUCAGGAGUUUCUUUUUGCUUUAUAUGCCUUAGGGGCUAUGUUCGAAGUCGGCUUAUCCAUGCUUUAGGAAUAGAUGACUGGAUCAUCUUCAUAACUUGGAUUCUAACGUGCGGGUUUACCGUAGUCACAGCAAUCCAAACAACAUGGGGUUUAGGAAUGAAACAUGUUGACGAUAUGCCUCCCCAAAAUAUAUAUCCCUUUGGCCAAUUGGAACUUGCAGGCUUUUCUUUAUAUAUCCUUAGUAUUCUCGGAUUUAAGCUCAGCUUGCUGGUAUCAUACUUUCGAUUUGUCCCUCAGGGGAUGUGCAAGUAUGGCGUCACCUGCGUAUUAGUUUCUUGCACGCUAUUCCACCUAUCGUGUCUGAUAGUUCAACUCAACCAAUGUCACCCGAUCGCAAAGAAGUGGGAUCCAACUGUCCCAGGGAGAUGUAUUAACCAAAUUCCUUACUAUAUGGCUUCCUCGGCAUUGGCUGUCGUUUUCGAUUUUGCUGUCAUGUUUCUUCCAUUACCAGUAAUUCUUAAAACGAAGAUCCAACUACGAAAGAAAGUCAUGUUACUCGGCCUUUUCGCCCUUGGUUUCUUUAUCACCGGGAUCCAAAUCAUCAGAAUCCAGUUCUUAAAAGACCUUAGUAACCCCCUCAAUUCCGGGCCUGUCGUGCUAUGGUCGACAGUCGAAGCAAACCUAGGUGUAAUAGUUGCAUGCAUACCGGUCCUUUCACCUCUUUUCAAGCAGAACCGUGACAACUAUAACAAGGGCACCCCCGAGUCGACAUGGGGGAAUACUAUAACGCCGAGUAUUACAAGCCACUCUUGCAUGGUUGCUAGAAAUCACAUGUCCGAGGAUGACUUACUCGAUAGAGAGAAAGAUAAUAAUAACCGUCUAACGAGCACCAAUAGCCGGGAGCCUAUUAAUAUAGGGAACGGUCACAUACUUAGAGAGACAGAUGUCGUCAUUGUCAACCAACUCGCUCCCGCUCAUCUGACACCCCCACACGAUACCGAGCUAGGAGGACGAAUGAAGGGUAAUUAUGAGUGCUGGGCAAGGAGUACUAACAUGACAAUUCACGACGGAUUUUCGAGUCACAGCCUCGAUCGUAUUUAG
Daldinia vernicosa is the source of this 1176-nucleotide messenger RNA. RefSeq lists its product as uncharacterized. Bases 1 to 1176 code for a protein of 391 amino acids. The transcript has 8 exons. NCBI's taxonomy places the organism in Eukaryota, Fungi, Ascomycota, Sordariomycetes, Xylariales, Hypoxylaceae. The record is from RefSeq and is a predicted model, not a curated record.